Messenger RNA from Lasiodiplodia theobromae, 984 nucleotides. RefSeq names its product Actin monomer binding protein. The record is from RefSeq and is a predicted model, not a curated record. Gene Ontology annotation, biological process: barbed-end actin filament capping; actin filament depolymerization. Gene Ontology annotation, molecular function: actin monomer binding; actin filament binding. Gene Ontology annotation, cellular component: actin filament; cytoplasm. The transcript has 4 exons. Bases 1 to 984 code for a protein of 327 amino acids. NCBI's taxonomy places the organism in Eukaryota, Fungi, Ascomycota, Dothideomycetes, Botryosphaeriales, Botryosphaeriaceae.
AUGCAGUCCGGCAUCACAGCCUCCGCCGAGCUGCACACCGCCUUCGAGAAGCUCACGACCGACCCCUCCUCCCGCUUCCUCAUCGCCAGCGUCUCGGGCGAAACCAUCAUCCCGCGCGAGUCCGUCGCCGCGCAAUCCGACUUCUACUCGGACCUCUCGCAGCUCGCGCCGCACCUGACGCCCAACGAAGCCCUCUACAUCCUCGUCCGGCAGUCUUCGGGCGAUGAGUCGGCGCGCUUCGUGGCCGUGACGUACGUGCCGGACGCGGCGCCGGUGCGGCAGAAGACGCUGACGGCGUCGACGCGGCUGGCGCUGGUGCGGCAGUUGGGCGGCGAGAAGUUCGCCGAGACCUUCUUCGCGACGACGGCCGAGGAGCUGUCGGCCGAGGGCUGGAAGCGGCACGAGGCGCACGUCGCCGGCGCCGUGCCGCUGACCGAGGAGGAGCAGAACCUCGUCGACAUCAAGGAGGCCGAGGCCCUCGAGAGCGGCGGCACCGGCGCCCGCCGCGUGCAGACCAGCGGCCACCUGAGCAUGCAGGUGCAGGACGGCAUCGUCGAGGCGCUGAAGAGCUUGCCCGAGAACGACGGGGCCAAUUUGGUGCAGCUGGACAUCGAUGUGCCUAACGAGACUUUCCGCCUUGUCUCGACCACGACCGUUUCCGCUGCGGAGCUAGGCAGCUCCAUCGCUCCUGACGCCCCUCGCUAUUCUUUCUACCGCCACGACACCGCCCCCGACGGCUCGCGCCCCAUCCUCUUCAUCUACACUUGCCCGCCCACCUCCAAGGUCAAGGAACGCAUGGUGUACGCCGCGUCGCGCGGUUUUGCCAUUCAUCUGGCCGAGAAGGAAGCCAGCCUCGAGAUCCACAAGAGGCUCGAAUUCAGCAACCCGGACGAGAUCGGUGCUACUACCAUCGACGAGGAGUUUGCGCCUAAGGAGGAGAAGAAGACCGGUUUCUCCAAGCCCAAGAGGCCCGGCAGGCGCUAG